UACGCGAGUUUCAAACGCCGUGCGCGUAACUUUGUAUGGAGUUUUUGUUGUUGCGCAGUCUAUGUGCAGUCUAUACACAGUCUAUAUAUACAGUCUAUACAUACAGUCUAUAUAUAUACAGACUGCAUUGGUGUAUAAACCCGCUACAUUACGGUACUUGCCAUGGUAUUACACGCAGUGGGUAUGAAGGAUUCCCACGCAAAGUCUUGGCUGCAUUGCAGUUUACACGCCUCUUGCAGUAUCUAUGGACUGCAUGUAGCACACAGUACUUCUACAGUACUUCUACAGUACUUCUACAGGACACAGAUCCCCCGUGUAGCCUUAACAUUGUAGGGGCAAGUGCUUUCAGCGAGUAGCAGCGGCACACGAGGGGGUGGGUGGCCAGCACCACCGCCUUUGUCUCCCCAGCGGUGAUGUUUACGCACCGGGUACUUAUUUGAGGCUGAGUCUACCUAGGGGAGGCCCAAGGACCGGUUCAGAUAAUCGUCACUGGGUGUUGUUGGCCGUGAGCUGGAGUCGAACUCGGGGUCGCCGGGUUCGUAGCGCUAACCGCUGCACCACCGCUCCAUACACACAGUACACACACAUAGACACACAGUACACACACACACUUACACACACACAGUACACACACACACACUUACACACACACACUUACACACACACAGUACACACACACAGUACACACACAGUACACACACACAGUACACACAGUGCACACAGUACACACACACAGUACACACACAGACACAUAGCACACACACACACAGUAUACACACACAGUGUACACACACAGUACACACACACUUACACACACAGUACACACACACAGUACACACACAGUAUACACACACAGUAUACACACACAGUGCACAUAGUACAUACACACAGUAUACACACACACAGUACACACACACAGUACACACACACACAGUACACACACAGUACACACGCUUGACAAACCUGAGUGCAGCAAUGAAGCAAAUGGACAGACAGUGGCCCCACCGCGGUGGUGAUGGGCCGAUGGAUCUGGAGGAAGCUUUCGUGGUCGUUGGCGCCUGCGGUCCCUACCAGCGCCGUCGCUGUGGCCUGCUGCUGCUCGUGCAGGUGUACUUGGCGUUCCAGGCUGUGCUGAUUAUCCUCAUUGGACAAAUCCCGUCCGCUGGCCCCACGCGCCCACGCGCCGUCUCCCCGGAGGCCUCCCGCAGGACCUCGCCUCCCUUACAAGCCGCCAACGGCUCUUCUGUAGUCACAGAGUGGGCUCUGGGAGAUGACGCUGCCAUCCUGGUGGGGCUGGCGUCCUCGCUCUACUUCUGCGGGGUGCUGCUCGGCUCCCUCGUCUUUGGCCAGUGCUCCGACCUGUACGGCAGGAGGCGCGUCUACCUCAUCGGGCUGCUGGUGGAUGUCUUGGGCGGCCUCGCGUCGGCGCUGUCGCCCACGUGGCGCUGGUUCUGCGCGUCGCGACUCGUCGUCGGCGUCGCCAACGGCGGCACCGCCCUCGUCUCCUUCGUCCUCCUCCAGGAGUACGUGGGCUCCGCCUACUGGGGUAGCACCGGGUCCCUGUACAGCGCGUUCUUUGCGCUGGGCCUGGUGGUGUUUGCGGCGCUGGGGGUGGCGGUGAGGCCCUGGCGCUGGCUCACGCUGACGGCCAACGUCCCCGGGGUGCUGCUGCUCCUCGCCUCGCUGUGGCUGCUGCCCGAGUCCCCGCGGUGGCUGCAUUCCCGUGGUCGUAUCGUGGAGGCGGAGAAGACGCUGUCCCUCAUCGCCAGGGGCAACGUCGGAGCCACGGCGACCGGCUCCCUCCCCCCGCCCCAAGUGCAGCUGCGCCCGCUGCGAGGCUCGGGGGAGGUGGGGGCGGCGAGGGGGGGGGGCGCGGCGGGGGGAUCGCUGAUGGAUGUGGGGACUCACCCGGUUCUGCGCACGCGCACGCUCGUCAUGAUGUACACGUGGUUUGUGUGCAGCCUCGUGUAUUACGGCCUCACGCUGGGCGUGGGAGACCUCAGCCGUGACGUCCACAUGGGGCUGGCGCUCUCCGGGCUGGCGGAGCUGCCCUCGUACCCCCUGUCCCUGUUUCUCAUCAACGCCUCCUGGUACCCACCUAGUGCAUCGUGCACACAGUACACACCACGCACAGUGCACGCAGUACACACAGUACACACGACACAUACUACACACAGUGCACACAGUACACACAGUACACACAGCACACAGUCCACACGGCACACAGUACACACAGUACACACAGUACACACGGCACACAGUACACACAGUACACACCGCGCACAGUGCACGUGGCACACACAGUACACACAGUACACACAGUACACACGGCACACAGUACACACAGUACACACAGUACACACGGCACACAGUACACACAGUACACACGGCACACAGUACACACAGUACACACGGCACACAGUACACACAGUACACACGGCACACGGCACACAGUACACACAGUACACACGGCACACAGUACACACAGUACACACAGUACACACAGUACACACGGCACACAGUACACACAGUACACACGGCACACAGUACACACAGUACACACAGUACACGGCACACAGUACACACGGUACACACGGUACACACAGUACGCACGGCACACAGUACACACAGUACACACGGUACACACCACGCACAGUGCACGCAGUACACACAGCGCAUAGUACACACAGUACACACGGCACACAGUAGACACAGUACACACAGUACACGGCACACAGUACACACGGCACACAGUACACACAGUACACAGUACACAUAGUACACACAAGCACAUAGUACACACGGCUCAUAGUAUACACGACACCCAUCUACGCACGUCUAUAAAGGUACAGUGGUACCUCGGUAUACGUCGUUAAUUCGUUACAGAAGGUGGUAGGACUUAUACCGAAAAUGACGUAGAUACCAAACGAAUUUUUCCUGUAAGAAAUAAAGGGAAAGGAAAUAAUCCGUUCCAGAGUGUAAGAAAUGGUAUUUUAUAUGGCAUAUUAUACAUUAAUGGGGUUGUAUAAACAAUUUAGACACUACUUAUUACUAAAAUGCAUAUGAAGAGAAUAUUUUGAAGCACUUCUUUAGUUCACCAAUGCACAGCUACACUCGUUCCACAACCAACCCCGGUCCCACAGCGCCCUUUAACCCAUCCCCAAGACACAUUCCCGUCUGGCACGCCUUGGUCCGGGUGACGUCACUGCCCUUUGACCCCUGACCCCUGUCCAGCGCAUUCCGCCCUUUAACCCAUCCCCAAGACACAUUCCCGUCUGGCGCGCCUUGGUCCGGGUGACGUCACUGCCCUUUGACCCCUGACCCCUGUCCCGCGCAUUCCGCCCUUUAACUCAUCUCCAAUACACAUUCCCGUCUAGCGCGCCUUGGUCCGGGUGAAGUCGUGUUUGCGUGGUGCGUGUCCGUGAGGGUGGCUCGCAGAUCCCCUACACAUACGUAAAUUAAAAUAAAUGUAGAAAUUAAAAUAAAUACAUAAAUAAAUUAAAAUAAAUGCAUAAGUAAAUUACAAUAAAUUGAAAUAAAAAGUAACAUCACUUUGCCUUGCUGAGAGGAGUUGAUAGCCUACGAGGAUGGUGGUGAGGAAGGGGAGGAGAUGUUAUUUUUUGGAAGGAGAGUCCCCUUCCAUUAAAACUUCAGGAAGCUGAAAUUCUGAGGUUUUUUCUCUUUUUUGUCUCUUUUCUUGGCUUGGACCUGGUUGAGGCUCACCGGGUUUGAGUUUUACUAAAAACCUGUCCAUUGAAGUUUGUUUUUGCCUUCUUCUAAGAAUGUUCCUGAAGUGUGACAUUGUCUGGUCAUUUCACACAAUACUGUUACGGCUUGUUAGAGCUUUAUUGGGGGUGGGGCAUACGCGGGUACGCGGUGACUCAUCCCGACCCAUACAAGUUCUAGCAAGCGCGUCGUAUCCCAAGACAUUUUUUCUCGUCAAAACACGACGUAUACCAAAUUCGACGUAUUCCAAAGCAGUUGUAUACCGAGGUAUGACUGUACAGACGGAGGUUCAUCUGUUUCGCCUUAAGAGGCUGUUGGAGCAAGUGCUGUUAGCGAGCACCUGGCCGCCUUUGUCUCCCCAGCGGUGAUGUUCACACACCGGACCAGGUAUUCAUUUGAGGCGGAGUCGAUUUAGGGGAGGCCAGGACCAAUUCAGAUAAUCGUCACUUGUGUUGGCCGUAAGCGGUGGUUUGCCGGAUUCUUAGCACGGCGCGCUAAUCGCUACACUGCCGCUCCCCACACACACACACACGUACAUAUACACACGCACCGCUAUACGCACACACACACAAUUACAGAUAUGUUGUG
Molecule: messenger RNA, 4314 nt
Organism: Lethenteron reissneri (Far Eastern brook lamprey)
Lineage: Eukaryota; Metazoa; Chordata; Hyperoartia; Petromyzontiformes; Petromyzontidae
Product: solute carrier family 22 member 15-like
Biological process (GO): transmembrane transport
Cellular component (GO): membrane
Molecular function (GO): transmembrane transporter activity
Source: RefSeq, a predicted model, not a curated record